Onthophagus taurus is the source of this 1051-nucleotide messenger RNA. RefSeq names its product estradiol 17-beta-dehydrogenase 11. Gene Ontology annotation, molecular function: oxidoreductase activity, acting on the CH-OH group of donors, NAD or NADP as acceptor. Gene Ontology annotation, cellular component: lipid droplet. Lineage: Eukaryota; Metazoa; Arthropoda; Insecta; Coleoptera; Scarabaeidae. The record is from RefSeq and is a predicted model, not a curated record.
UGGUUUAUUUCAAGUGCACACGUUAAACAGUACGCCACGAGCGACAUUUUUAAUUUGUUGUUCCAAAAAAUUAUUAUUAUUAAUUAAAAAUGGUCGAGGCGAUGGAAAUUUUGCAACAAAUCGGCCAAAUUUUAGCGUUUUUGGUGUUAACGUUGAUGUAUAGUGUGCGGAGUUUAGUUAAUUUCUUCAUCCCCGCGGCUUAUGAACCCGUUAAGAAUGUUAAAGGAGACGUUAUUUUAAUAACGGGGGGUGGAAGCGGAUUGGGGAGAUUGUUGAGUAUUAAAUUGUCAAAAUUAGGGGCGAAAAUCGUUAUUUGGGAUGUUAACGAAAAAGGGAUGGAAGAAACCGUUAAAAUGGUUAAAUCCAACGGGGGAACUAUUCAUCAUUACAAAGUUGAUAUUACAAAGAGAGAAGAAGUUUAUAAAGUUGCUGAACAAGUCAAAAAAGACGCUGGAGAUAUUACGAUUUUAAUAAACAACGCGGGUGUUGUUUCUGGUUAUCACCUUUUAGAUAUCCCAGAUCAUUUAAUACAAAGGACUUUCGAAGUUAACGCAAUUUCACAUUUUUGGACCACAAAAGCCUUUUUACCAUCGAUGAUCUCCAAUAAACGCGGUCAUAUCGUGACAAUCGCUUCAAUGGCGGGCCAUAUGGGGUGCUCAAAACUCGUCGAUUAUUGUUCAUCGAAAUUCGCCGCUGUUGGUUUCGAUGAAUCGCUCAGAGUCGAAUUAGAAGCACUCGGAGUUACUGAUAUAAAAACAACCUGCGUUUGCCCAUUUUUUAUUCAUGGAACUGGGAUGUUUGGGGAUGUUGCCCCCAAAUUUACCCCCGUUUUAACGACGGAACAAGUUUCCGAGAGUGUCAUUUUGGGGAUUUUACGCGAAGAUUUAUACGUUAUGCUUCCAAAAUCGAUGAGAUACUCGUUUUGGGUUAAAUGGAUUUUACCUUGGCAGGUUAUCUCCAUGUAUAUGAGACACACCGUUCCAGAUGCUUGUCCUACUCCGGGGAUGAAAUAAAAAACCAUUAUCUAAAAAAAUAAAUGUUUUAUAAUGUU